Pogona vitticeps (central bearded dragon) is the source of this 495-nucleotide messenger RNA. It is a transcript of the gene MOCS2, whose product is annotated as molybdenum cofactor synthesis 2. Lineage: Eukaryota; Metazoa; Chordata; Lepidosauria; Squamata; Agamidae. The record is from RefSeq and is a predicted model, not a curated record. Gene Ontology annotation, cellular component: molybdopterin adenylyltransferase complex; cytosol. Gene Ontology annotation, biological process: Mo-molybdopterin cofactor biosynthetic process.
GUGGAGCCCCUCGGAGGCGGUGCAAAGGAAAAAAAAAGCGGGCCUGCCGCUCCCGUUGCAGCCGCUGCCGCGGUAACACCGCCGCGGGUUCCGAAGCCGGCGCAGGCGCAAAGGGCCCCACCCGCGGCGAAGGGAAAGCGGGGCGCCGCUGACCGCCUCUUCCCCGGACGGACGGACGGACGGCGCGCCCAUGAGCUGCUGCGAGGUGGUCGUGCUGUACUUUGCAAGAAGUGCAGAAUUGGCUGGUGUCCGAACUGAGACCAUUUCCGUGCCCCAACAAAUAACAUCACUGCAGCUGUGGGAAGAAAUUGUGAGGAGGCAUUCAAGGCUUGCUGAUAUACAAGAUCAAGUGGUCUUUGCUGUCCAACAAGAAUACGUCCUUCUUGGGGAUCAACUACUGGCUCUCCAUCCAGGGGACGAAGUUGCGGUUAUCCCGCCUAUUAGUGGAGGUUAGCCGGGGGAAGACACCCCCCCAGGUUGGUUCCUAUUAGUGAA